This is a messenger RNA of Serendipita indica DSM 11827, 1518 nucleotides long. The record is from the annotation of a GenBank genome assembly. Lineage: Eukaryota; Fungi; Basidiomycota; Agaricomycetes; Sebacinales; Serendipitaceae.
AUGCGCACAGCGUGUAUCAUUGCCCUCGCCGCCGUUGCUCCUCGCGCAGUUCGAGCCUGGAGCUUUGCAUUCACGAGCAAACCAACACAAUGCGGGAGACUUACAGUGACUGUAGACGGCGGCUCACCCCCCUAUCAUAUUGUCAUGGUCCCCAGUGGUCCUCUUCCAAACGGCCAACAGGAAAUACGGACCAUUGUCGAUCAGCAGUUUGACUCUUCUCCUUAUACACUUCCUCCUCUUAAUUUCCCAGGAAACUCCAACUUUACAACCAUCGUCGGCGACUCGAACGGCGUAGGAACCGGAGGAACAAGCGUCAUCACAGACGUUGCAAGUUCUAACAACGACUCGUGUCUCAGCACCACACAAACGACUCCUCUCUUCUACCUUAUACUGCCGAAUAACCCCACCCUUACACAAUGCGGCUCUAUGGACAUUACAUUCUCGGAUAGUGCACAAGGACAGGUCUCUCUCAUGGCGGUCAUUCCAGGCGGAGAGUCCUUCUCUAUCCCAGUCCCAAACGGUCAAAGAAGCACCACUUGGUCCCCCAUUCGCGUUCCAGCAGGUACAGGUCUCAUGUUUGUUGCUGGAGAUCAGCGAGGGAGAGGUACAGGCGGAAGUUCGUACCUGAUGGUCGUACAGGGUGGAUCAGACGACUGCCUCAAGGAUGGCCAAGAGGUCUACUCGGCUACGCCUUCACCCUAUGCCGGUGGUCAAUACGCAACUGGAUCAGGAGGAGGAACGGUGACGGGACCAUGGCAGAAUGGACCUUCCGGAACGACACCCCCAAGUGGAUCCAACACUUCCGCCAGUCACAAGAGGCGAACUGGGAUCAUUGCAGGCGUUGUAUGUGGUGUUCUUGCCAUUUUGGUUCUUUGCGCUGCUAUCUAUCUUUGGCGGCGUCGCCGAGCAAGAAAAGAAAGACAAUACGGCGGCACAAAAGAGGUCGAUCUCCUCCGUUCCGAACGACCAGUGGUCAAUUUUGACACCGUUGGAGCCGAGCCGAUUCCUUAUUAUAGCUCGAAUAAUGCUCCCAGCGCCACUGCCAACUCUCGUCCAACGACAGGCGGCGCAGCUGCAAACGGCCACCGUCCCUCGACGUCUAUUAGUACGACAAACGCCGGUGAUAGGCAAUCGACUGCCUCGCACGACCCGCUCGUUCCACCCUCAGCAUGGAACAAUCACGCUCAGCAUCACUCGCCGUAUCACCGCUCUAGCACGCCAUCCGGCACUGGAUACCAGAAUGAUGGAACCGAUAUGACGAGCACGGGUGCCAGCAGCGAUUAUCAAACCAACUCGCCCACCCAUCUGUCGGCGCCAGCGGCAGGAACAUUUGCGGGCGCAACUCGACAAGAUGUCAAGAAUCCAGAGGGACCUGGUUCCGGUGGCUUGCGUCCAGUCAAUGUCAUCCAGCACCAGGACGCUGGUGGUGUACCCCCGACGAACGAGCCGGAAGAGGUUGUCGAACUUCCACCUAGUUACAACGAGGUUCGACGAAUUGAAGGAGGUCCAAGCCCCUGA